AUGAGUAUGGCAUCAAUCUUCACAUGGGAGCCUGAGCCUCCAAGGGUGCAUUCUCCGUGGCUGCAAGGUGCAGACACUCCUGAAGGGGUGGAAGAUCACAACGGCGAGGAAGAAGGCGGUACCGACCUCAACUUGGCGGCUCUGUCACUCAAGGAUGGCGCGCAAAGUGGCAACAGAGUCACACGGUUGAAAGCAGAGCCUCAGGAUGGGCCGGUCGAGUACAAGUUGCACCUACUGCUUCGUGCUCGGCGGAAGUUCAGGUCCACCAGCACUGGCAGUAUGAUCUCAGGUUCAAAGCACUCCAAGUUCAAUAGCAACUCUCCAGCACACAUUGCUGAAGACAGUGGCCUGGACUCCACGAAUGCUGCUGCUACGCCUCCACAAGCCUCGACUCAUCAGACGAGACAGCAUAGGUUGGAACAGCUUACAACACAGCUGCUCUGGCGCUUGCAGCAAUCUUCACCACAUCACACUUCAUCAGCCACAAAUAUCAUUCUUCCAUCUCUACCGGACGCACUGCCUGAACUUGUGGCGCCACAGCAGCCCGCAAGACUGCUUCAUGGGUUGGAGGAGAGCCAGGGCGCCCUCUACGAGAUUGGUGUAUCCGAUGACGGCACACUGAUCGGUUUGGCGGAAGAUGAGAUGAGCGAAAGUCUGAACAAUCUACGUGCUAUGGCGGCAUGUCUAGGAUGUGUCGUCGAGGUGCUACGGAAUGAGGUUGUUGGAGAAUGUGAAUGGCUAGAGGAUGUCGUCGUGAGCAAGGAGGAGCGCAAGGUACAACGUUCUGGUAAGCUCCUCGUGGCCGAAGCUUUUGUGAAGCCAUAUCUCCAUGCGAAAAGUCCACCUUUAGCUCCGAAGGAGCUUGCAGCAGCUGGCCAGCCGUUGACUGCACUACCAUCUACCGUCGAGUUGACGACUCCAGCCACAGAGCAGCUCAGGAUAACACUCACUGGACCGACUAUGUCAGGAAAAUCAACGCUACUCGGCACGUUGACAACAUCCACUCUCGACAACGGUCGCGGCAAGAGUCGUCUGAGUAUGCUCCGGCACCGUCACGAGAUCACGUCUGGCAUGACAAGCUCGGUGACACAGGAACUGCUGGGAUACCAAGACUCAACGGAAGGUUCCGUCGAGGUUGUCAACUAUGCCACGGAGAACAUAGCUUCAUGGAUCGACAUACACGCUGCCGCCGCUGGCAGUCGACUCGUCUUCGUCUCGGAUUCCGCAGGCCAUCCUCGGUACCGACGAACCACGCUAAGAGGACUGGUGGGCUGGGCACCUCAUUGGACACUUUUGUGUAUCCCUGCAGACGACACCAAAGAUACCACGCCGCAAAUAAGCGGCAGCAGUGGUUCGCCGCACCUAGCAGCAGUCCCCGACAUGGAUCUCUCGGGCGCCCAGUUAGAUCUCUGCCUGCGACUCAAUCUUCCAUUGGUUGUUGUGAUCACAAAACUUGACUUAGCGUCCCGAAGUGGACUAAGAGAAAGCCUGACAAAAGUGUUAGAUGCCUUGAAGAAGGCGGGCAAAAGACCGGCGAUCAUACCCAACAGGCCUGGAGUUGUUGUUGAAGCAGACGUGCAAAGUUUGCCGGCCUCAUUGAUUGAGACUGCGUAUCAGACCGCGCUGCCACUACUGAAUGAUGCUAGAGAAGUCGUGCCAAUUGUGCUCACGAGCGCGGUCGAAGGUACCGGGGUUGGAAACUUGCACGUCUUACUGCACGAGCUGCCCCUCCCAGCCGCGAUCAUUACUGGGUCGCCCGAGAGCUCUCUUACGAUCUUCGAUGUUGAGGACGUCUACAGUAAGCCGGCUGAAGUCGCAGGUGUCAUUGUAUCGGGGCAUUUGCGGUGUGGUCAGAUCACAGUUGGCGACACCAUUGUGGUUGGCCCUUUCUCGGGUCAUGAACAUGGUGAAGAUUCCGAGGACUCCGAUGAGCGUCCUUUGCGUAGAGCUUCGUCUGGUCUGCCAACGUCGCGAUCGUUCCCGGGAGCUCUGCGAGACUCGCUGCUGAGUCGAUCAUACUUCCAUUUGCCAAGGCAAGAAUGGCGCCAUGUCAAAGUGACAAGUAUUCGAAAUCUGCGACUCCCGGUGCAUGCGUUACAUGCCGACCAGGUGGGCACUCUUGCCUUGACGCUCGACGAGCACGAAGCCAAGACUGCGCCUCUUGCUCGGGUACGCAAAGGCAUGGUGUUGACUGCAAUGCAGACGCUUGCCACUCGUACAUUCACGGCAAGGUUCCAGCGCGAAGAUCUGGACACGCUCGCUGUUGGCAACCAUGUUGUGGUAUACAUGUCAAGCGUGCGCGCUUCUGCCAAAGUCAUAUCUGCUCGUGCACCGGACUCUCCUGUGGUGGAGCGACAGCAGUCAGCAACCACUGAGCCUUUCUCCUUCGACCUGGAUGUUGGCUUAGAUGUUGGCUUAGAUGGUCAGAAUAGCCCAGUCGCUGGGGUAGUCACUGCAACACAUCUCCUGGUCACCUUUUCUCUGGAUGCUUCGAAGGAGUUUGUUCUACCGGGCGACCAAGUCUUGGUCAUGCCCGGAGGUGGUCCAGGGCUGUACGGCGGAACAGAGAGGGGAGAGAAAGGUCUUGCAGGUCUCGAAGGGUUUGUUGGCGAGAUCGUUGACGUCCAUGGGUAA
Molecule: messenger RNA, 2634 nt
Organism: Fulvia fulva
Lineage: Eukaryota; Fungi; Ascomycota; Dothideomycetes; Mycosphaerellales; Mycosphaerellaceae
Product: GTP-binding protein 2
Exons: 1
Coding region: 1-2634 (877 amino acids)
Biological process (GO): translational elongation
Molecular function (GO): GTPase activity; GTP binding; translation elongation factor activity
Source: RefSeq, a predicted model, not a curated record